AAAACGCUGUCAACAUGGCUGCCUCUAGGAACCUCAGCCUUUGUUUACAGUCCCUACCUGGGGUUAUUUUAUUAUUUUUGACUUAUUGUUUAAUAAUGGUAUUGGCUAAUGAAGUAGAUAGUUGUGAAAACCUGCUUUUGGGGCAAUAUCGUUGCAAAGAGCCAAAGAUAGAUGAUGCUACACAAGAGCCUGAAACCUGCAAGGAUUCAGUUGCUUGGGUGGAAUGCCUGCCUGCACGCGAAAUCAGCUGCCGCUUGGCCAAUGGGACAGAAUUUACAUUCAGCGGAAACGAAGUUGGAUUCAACAGAACUGUGCCGUGUCGAAACGUGAGUGGUUAUUCAUACAGAGUUGCAGUGGCCCUUUCACUCUUCCUUGGAUGGCUUGGGGCAGAUCGUUUCUAUCUGGGAUAUCCAGCCUUAGGCCUGCUGAAGUUCUGCACGGUGGGUUUCUGUGGCAUUGGCAGUCUGGUGGACUUCAUGCUGAUAUCCAUGCAGAUCGUGGGCCCGUCCGACGGCUCCCACUACAUCGUGGAUUACUACGGGGCCCGCCUCACGCGACUCUCCAUCACUAACGAGACCUACAGGAAGACCCAGAGUUCAUCCUAAGGAGGGGAAAGGAGGAAAAACAAAUCCAUCAGAGGGUAUUCAUUUGGCUGUGCAAGGCUAGUUGGAUUUUUGGACACCUCCCUCAGUAUCAUUGUCCUGUACACUGACACAGAUUCCACGGGUGAGAAUACAGCAUCAGACGUUCAUCUGGAUGUUGGAGGACUGGCCGUGUUCACGAUGGACCAUAAACCCCGCCCCUGCUGUGCCUCAGUAACACAGCUGAGGCUGACGGCUCAUCAGCACUCUCCUCCUGCUCCCAGCAGACUGAAUAUCGGCCCACUCUGUGUUGCUCUGUGAUGAAGUCUGUCUGUGACCACGGGUGUUGUGAUGUCACCAUUUUAAAAUGUCUGUAAUCAGGUCUGUUCCGCGCACGUAAUAAAAAAGCCGAUUGGUUCAAACGCUCACGAAGCGCUCGCCCCGCGCUCCCCCCCCUCACAGACCUCGGACCGUCGAGAACGCCCCUCUCCCCCCCCCCCCCCGGCCGCGCGCGUGGAUUUUGGACGCGGGGCGGCGUCGUUUCUCAGGUGGUGACUCACGGCGGUCCGGGCCCUCCCAUUACGAAUGCAGGGCUGCGCCUUUUCCCAGAAGGUUCCGCGAAACAGCCCGGGUUCAAGCCGUGUCAAGCGCCGUUUCAAUUUGGCUUGAGUGUGUCUGCGCUCGGCUAGCCCGCCGCGCUAUCACUCACGCAGCCCUGAGCGGAGCCAGGCCGUUAAUCACAGCCCCCGCCAUUACUGUAUCGGCCUCCGCCGGCGCGCUGCUGCGGCGCGCUGCUGCGGCGCGCUCCGGAUCGUUAGCCGCAGCCCCGCGCCCCUGCGGCAGCGGGCGUGGCAGCGUGCGCGGCGCUGCGCUGCCAUUGGAUCAUCGAUUCGCCCCGGCCUCCGGCAUCACUGUCUUUCAUAAUUCAAUUAAUAGAUUUUGCUUUCGCUAGCGUCUGGUGCCCUCGCUUUAAAAGUCUUGAAUGCCCAAACUCUCACCCGGGCCGGUAAGGGGAGCUGGAAACUGCUGAAGUGAACCAGCUCUGCGCUUUGUGUUAUAGUGUUGUAAUGCUCUUCUGCUGUUAUAGUGUGAUGUGUUGAAAAGGUCUAAGGGUUGUUUUGUGAGAGAAAUGCCCGCUCAAAGGUUUGAAUGUCUUCAUUUGUGUCACUAAACCACAGGCUUUGGGGUCCUGUUUUCACACUGCAGAGCUUCAGCAGAACCAGCUCUGUGCUGCACUUGUCACUGGGUUUGAACCCAGCUCUCAAAUGCAUUAUGGGAUUGCUAUUACAGCUGCUAACAUGGCAGAAGUAUACAGCACAGACGUGAAUUCAGAAUCUGUCAAAUAGCUUGUGUUAGCUGAUGUUAAUGUGACGUGUGCAACUCGAACCUGUUCUGGCAUUUUCUUCACAUCCUCUGGCUCCUGCCCCGAAGCCGAACGUAACCUUGUGGUCACAUCCCGAGCACCUUUAAUGUAUCCACAUCCCACAUUUAAAACCUUUUUUUUCCCCUGAAAAUGUACUUUGUAGCUAUAAUGUGUUCUCGUAGCCUUUCUGACAGUCCGGUGGUGGGAAAGAUACUCGACACGGAUGUCUUUUAUGGUCUACAGUAAAAACGUCAAACUGGCGGGUCCAUUAUAUAACGUAACGCAGGACUGGUUGAUUUCCUAUAGGAUUUCCGGGAUUCCUGUUGGACGGUUGUAAAGGUUCUGAUUGUCUCUGAGUUGUACAGUAAAUUAUACGCAGACAUGGCUGUGUUAUUUUUAUCGUAUCGUAAAGAUGCGUAAUUCUGUCGUUCUGUAUUUUUUAUUUCCCUUUCUCUUAAACAUUGUGCAUUCUGUGCGGCGGAUGGGGAGGAUUAAAGAAAGCCAGAGUGCUCUGUGGACAAGU
This is a messenger RNA of Anguilla rostrata (American eel), 2467 nucleotides long. RefSeq names its product TM2 domain containing 1 (gene tm2d1). The transcript is spliced from 7 exons. Lineage: Eukaryota; Metazoa; Chordata; Actinopteri; Anguilliformes; Anguillidae. The record is from RefSeq and is a predicted model, not a curated record. Bases 15 to 605 code for a protein of 196 amino acids.